Rubroshorea leprosula is the source of this 815-nucleotide messenger RNA. Lineage: Eukaryota; Viridiplantae; Streptophyta; Magnoliopsida; Malvales; Dipterocarpaceae. The record is from the annotation of a GenBank genome assembly.
AGGGGCAUUUUAUUGCCAUAUUUUCAGGAAAAAAAAAAAGGAAAAUUAAAUACGAUAUUAAACUCUUCAUCUAUGUUUUCUGUUUGUUUCCUGCGAAACUUAAAGAAUCGAAGGAAGAUUCAAUACGAUAUUCCUCAACAAGAAGCCAAUCAAUUUGCCUAAACAGAAAGACAGAGAUUCUGCUUUCUGUAAACAAUCAAUCUCCAUUCCAUUUCGAAGAAAUAUUUGAUCAAAUAAAAUAUUUGACCAUCUGAAUCUCUCUGUUUAAACCCGCAAUUCUCGUAGAACACUGUUAUUCUCAUUGCAAUCGAGAAUCACCUUAUAACAUCCCAUCACACGAGCAUUAUCGGUGAGGAACUCGACGAUUUUCUUCCCUAGUUGCUUCCCUCGCGCACCGGCAUCAACCACGACGUCUUCGAUGUGUCCGACUUUGCCGCAAUUCCUCAAGAAUCUUCUCGACGAACACGCUCCCGGUCGCGAGGAUCUUGCCGGACUGAUCGUCUUCGAUCACGCAGAUGAGGUGAACGUCGCCGUAAGAUCGCAGCUCCUGAAAUCUUCUUCGAAUUCCUCAUCGGAGAAGGAAUCGCAGACGCUUAGUUGCUGUAAUAGAUCUAUGAAGCCCUUGGAUUAGUCAGACAUUUCCAAUUUCCGAACUCAGGAAGUCUCUUCUCCGAUGGAUGAAAUAGGGCUCUGCAUCUUCUUCAGCAGAGACUUGUAAUUCAGUGGCGGCGUUUCAUUUCGAUGGAAUGAAGUUUAACUUUCAAAGGGCAAAGUGGAUAUUGUGGUUGUAUCCUCAAUAAUUUAUCAGAAGUCUA